AUGGCGUCCACCCUCACUCGGCUGGCCGGCCGCCAUGCCAAACGCCUCUGCUUGCGCCCUGCACUUCCCACCACCUCUGCUCCUCGAGCGUCGAUACGCCUCUUCUCCGCUGCUCCAGCGCGGAGAUACGCAGAGCCCUACGAAGCCACGAGAUUGAUCCCAACCGACGAGCACUUCGCCCACUCCACGAAUUCCGAAGACUCUCAACACUUGAACAUCACCCCCGACUCAAACCUCCCCGAUGGCGAAGCCGUUGAGAACCGGAAGAUCAGACAUUACACCGUGAACUUCGGCCCCCAGCAUCCGGCUGCUCACGGUGUGCUCCGCUUAAUCUUGGAGCUCAAUGGCGAGGAAAUUGUGCGGUCGGAUCCUCAUGUGGGAUUACUGCAUCGGGGCACGGAAAAGUUGAUUGAAUACAAGACAUACAUCCAGGCUCUGCCAUAUUUCGAUCGGCUGGACUACGUCUCCAUGAUGACCAAUGAGCAGUGUUUCUCGUUGGCAGUAGAGAAGCUUUUGAAUAUCGAGAUCCCGGAGCGGGCCAAGUGGAUUAGAACGCUAUUUGCUGAAAUCACUAGGAUUUUGAACCAUCUGAUGUCUGUUCUGUCUCAUUCAAUGGAUGUUGGGGCUCUAACACCUUUCUUGUGGGGAUUCGAGGAACGUGAGAAAUUGAUGGAGUUUUAUGAACGAGUGUCGGGUGCACGUCUCCAUGCCGCAUAUAUCCGCCCAGGCGGUGUCCAUCAAGAUAUCCCAGUUGGCCUACUCGACGACAUCUAUCAGUGGGCAACGCAAUUCUCUGAUCGAAUCGACGAAACCGAAGAACUUCUCACAGACAACAGAAUCUGGAUAGGUCGAACAAGAGGAAUUGGAGUUGUUUCUGCAGCAGACGCCUUGAACUACUCCUUUUCCGGCGUAAUGCUUCGUGGCUCCGGAGUGCCGUGGGAUGUCCGUAAAAGCCAGCCUUACGAUGCCUAUGGUCAGGUCGAAUUUGAUGUUCCGGUUGGUGUGAAUGGCGAUUGCUAUGAUCGGUACCUGUGUCGAAUGGAGGAGUUCAGACAGUCUCUUCGCAUCAUUCAUCAGUGCUUGAACAAGAUGCCUGCUGGACCUGUCCGAGUAGAGGAUUACAAGGUCUCCCCACCACCCAGAGCGGCGAUGAAGGAGAAUAUGGAGGCCUUGAUUCACCACUUUUUGUUGUUCACCAAGGGUUAUUCUGUGCCGCCUGGAGAGACAUAUUCAGCAAUCGAAGCUCCAAAGGGAGAGAUGGGGGUGUUUGUUGUCAGUGACGGGAGUGAGAGGCCUUACCGAUGCAAGAUCCGAGCUCCCGGGUUUGCGCAUUUGGGUGGUUUUGAUCAGAUCUCUCGAGGGCAUUUGCUGGCGGACGCCGUGGCGAUUAUUGGAACGAUGGAUCUUGUAUUUGGUGAGGUCGAUAGGUGA
This is a messenger RNA of Drepanopeziza brunnea f. sp. 'multigermtubi' MB_m1, 1431 nucleotides long. NCBI's taxonomy places the organism in Eukaryota, Fungi, Ascomycota, Leotiomycetes, Helotiales, Drepanopezizaceae. The record is from RefSeq and is a predicted model, not a curated record.